Molecule: messenger RNA, 1227 nt
Organism: Danaus chrysippus (African queen)
Lineage: Eukaryota; Metazoa; Arthropoda; Insecta; Lepidoptera; Nymphalidae
Source: the annotation of a GenBank genome assembly
AUGUUGAUAUGGAAUUCAAUGAGUGUGAUCAUUUUACUGUCAGGACCCAGUGUAACAGCGGACACUCUGGUCACUGGAAUUAAAACAAUUUUGAGGGAAUAUAUUGGACGGUCAACUACCUCUGGACAAACCUCGACUUUGACCGAAUCAGGCUUCUUUGAAACCACGACGUUACAUGAAGAAUCCACUCAAGAUUCCUUAGAUGAUAGUACAAGAGAUUUAUCAGAGUUGUAUCCAGUACAGCAUGCGAUGUUGCCUCGUGGGGUGUCGGUAGUACCUCUACCUCUUGUGGGAUCUGACCAUGAGCUCAUGUUUAAUGUCUCCUGGAAUCCUCCCAUAGGUCCGCCAGUAAGAGAAUAUUCACUAGAAGUUCACAGCGUAACAGACACAGUAGACUGUCGUUCUAAUAUGUGCUAUGAGUACAACAUUCCCGGUGAUUCAUUAUGGAGUUUAAUACCCACCGUAUCAAGUCCGGUGGCAGAGGACUGUGCGGUGAGGCCAGGGUGCGCUUAUAAAGUGAAGUUGGUAGCCCAUCCCUGGGAUGGUCACACUGCUGCCAACCUGAAUGUCGAACUCGAUGAAUGUGUCGCUGGGAUAUGCUCAUGCGCGCACUCACCACGCCUGCCAACGCCAGUUGUGGUAGCCAAGACUGUGUCCAUUAACGGUGACCUCUACGUUAAUAUAACAUGGACACUGCCACCGCCGUCUGAACCACUACGGCUACCACCCAGAUUAAAGAAGCAGUCAUACUUGGUCAGUAUAGGCAAGCAAAUGGUUUCCGACGCUCACCCCGCACCAUGGUUUGCCAGAACAAUUACCCGUAGAGUUGAAGCAAUAGGUUUCGUUGUAGUACCGGAUAUUGAAAGAUGGCAGCUCAUACCGAUAACAGAGCGGAGCGGGAAGCAGAGCGGCAAGAAUCAUAUGCUGCAAAGUAUUCUACUUGAUGUGAAGCUACUUGCUCGCGUAAAUUUAAUUGAUGAGCGAGGGUGCAUCGGCCCAGCGGGAAACGCUACAGCUUAUGAUCCAGCAGACGUCGAAACUUCGUCUUUUGCUACCUACGCCUUAUGGGCAGCAUUUGGUGGAGCGUGUAUGCUAGCUAUGGUGGCUGUGCUAGCGUUUAGUGCGCGAGCGGUGAAACGAAUCUUGAAUGAAUUCCGCCCCGCUUCCGCUCCCUCUGUGUUGCAGCCGCUCGGUCACCGCCCCAUAUGGUUCCCGCUUAGCGCGUGA